CCUUGCCACAGUUAACCAUUCGAUCCGAAGCCCAGUAAUAUAUACUAUCUACUACCACCUAUAUCUAAUUUAAUCGUCAACGGAUUAGCGCUAAGCCCUCAAUUUUGCUGUGGGCAGGUGCAAAACUGCGACCAGUGGCUAAUUAAACUGUGAACUGUUUUCACGUCCAUUGUAAUCGCGAAAACCAACAUAAUUCAAAGCAAUUUGCUCACCUCAGCGUGGAAUUCGCGAUUGCGCACUCGAAAUUGGUGGAUUGUAAAUACGGUGUUUGAGUACCACGCGGGAUUCCCCCUCCCGCUCCUCUUCCCAAAAAUCGUUGGCAAUAAAAGUGAAAGAACCACAUUGUGUUCGCAAACAAGCUGUUGAUUAAUCGUCGGGAGAAAGGAUAUUCGCUUCGAGCUACCAUGGUUAGGGCACAAGAUCUUCUGCUCUUGGCCCUUUUGGGAUUCGUCUCCAGUGCGCUUGGCCUAAAGGUUAACACGGGCUAUCAUAUAGUCCAUAAUCAUCCUCAACCAGCUUUUCCCACUUACCAUGGAUUCAGUUACCUCCAAGGUUCCGCUCCAUUUGUGGUUGGAAAUAGCUUACCCACUUCUCCGGCUCCCCAACAUCCAUUUUCCUCGCCGGCAAGUCCUCCCGUAUCAGCCUACGGAUAUAGUUUCCCGACUGCGGGUCAAGUGUCCUGUGCUGCUCCUCCGGCAACUUGUGAGAAAACAGCUUAUCGAACACUGGAUGGAUCCUGCAACCAUCUAGAGCGUCCUGGCCUAGGAGUGGCCAACUCCAGGUAUGGUCGCCUGUUGACUCCCAAAUAUGCCGAUGGCAUUUCGGCACCCACAAGAUCUGUGACAGGAGACGAACUGCCCAGUGCUCGUCUGGUUUCCUUGGUGGCUUUCGGGGAGAAGGAUGUCCCAGAUCCAGAGUUCACGUUGCAUAACAUGCAGUGGGGUCAAAUCAUGACCCACGAUAUGAGCAUGCAAGCAGGAGGCACCCAAUCGAAAAAGCAUCCCACGCGUUGUUGCACCGACGAUGGACGACUAAUUGGUCUGGACACCGCCCACAAAACUUGUUUCGCCAUAAUUGUGCCACCUCAUGAUCCAGCUUAUUCCCAAGUGGGCACCGAGUGCCUCAAUUUUGUGCGCACUUUAACCGAUCGGGACUCGAAUUGCCAGUAUCGCGGAGGACCAGCGGAGCAGAUAACAGUGGUCACUUCCUAUCUGGAUCUCUCCUUGGUCUACGGCAAUUCCAUUCAGCAGAACAGCGAUAUCCGGGAGUUCGAUGGAGGUCGGAUGAUCGUGGAGGAGCGUAAUGGCGCCAAGUGGUUGCCACUUUCCCGAAAUGUUACCGGAGAUUGCGAUGCCGUGGAUGCCAGCGAGGUGUGCUACCGAGCUGGAGAUGUGAGAGUGAACCAGAAUCCCGGAUUGGCCAUCCUCCAAACGGUUCUGCUGCGUGAACACAACCGAAUUGCUGAUGCCUUAUCCGCCUUGAAUCCUCACUACGAUGAUCGCACUUUGUUCCAAGAGGCUCGCAAGAUCAACAUUGCCCAGUACCAACAGAUCAGUUACUACGAAUGGCUGCCCAUCUUCUUGGGUGCAGAGAAUAUGCUGAAGAACCGACUAAUCUACAAGGCUCCUUCAGGAAGCUAUAUAAACGAUUUCAAUCACAACAUCGAUCCCUCGGUUUUGAAUGAACAUGCAACUGCCGCUUUCAGAUACUUCCAUUCACAGAUCGAAGGUCGUUUGGAUCUGCUUUCCGAGCUUCGCCAAGUUCUGGGUUCCCUGACCCUCAGCGACUGGUUCAACCGUCCCGGCAUCAUUGAGGUUGGAGACAACUUUGAUUCCCUGACCAGAGGACAUGCCACACAGCCCGAGCAGCUGACGGAUAUCAACUUUGACAAACAGAUUAAACACUUCCUGUUCAGGAGAAACAUGCCUUUCGGUUCGGAUCUUCGUUCCCUGGACAUUCAACGCAAUCGCGAUCACGGUUUGGCUUCCUAUAAUGACAUGAGGGAAUUCUGCGGAUUGAAACGUGCCCAUUCUUGGGAGGACUAUGGUGACCUGAUCAGUCCCCCGAUUCUGGAGACCCUCAAGUCGCUUUAUAUUAGUCACGAAGAUGUGGAUCUGACUGUGGGAGCUUCUUUGGAGGCCCAUGUGGCCGGAGCUUUGGCUGGACCCACUUUCCUUUGCAUCCUCACCGAACAAUUCUACCGAACUCGCGUGGGCGAUCGGUUCUUCUUCGAGAAUGGAGACAAGCUCACUGGGUUCACUCCCGAUCAACUGGAAGAACUGCGAAAGGCGAGUAUGGCCCGAUUGCUCUGCGACAAUGGCAACCACAUUUCAUCCAUUCAGCCUGAGGCUUUCAGGACUGUCUCCCAUGCGAAUCCCAUUAUGCCCUGCUCGAAUAUUCCACAAGUCGACCUCACCAAGUGGAUUGAUCAUAAGCCAUACGCCGCGGUAGAUCCGUCCGCUCUUUACGGAAAGAAGUGAUCGCUGGCACUUCGCCCGACGAUCUACUAUUAACUAGUUGAAUAUAAAAUACCUUUAGCUUAAUCAGUAACAUAAUCGUAAAUGCAAACACCUCUCCCCCUUGUAUGAUAAUGCCCCCCAAACUGAUGUACAGAAAUAAAGCCCUUUACCAUUUA
This is a messenger RNA of Drosophila ficusphila, 2635 nucleotides long. Its product is annotated as peroxidase. Gene Ontology annotation, molecular function: peroxidase activity; heme binding. Lineage: Eukaryota; Metazoa; Arthropoda; Insecta; Diptera; Drosophilidae. Gene Ontology annotation, biological process: response to oxidative stress. Bases 405 to 2480 code for a protein of 691 amino acids. The transcript has 9 exons. The record is from RefSeq and is a predicted model, not a curated record.